GUUGUCACCUGACUACACUGUGUGUGUGUGUGUGUUGUCAGUGGUGUCCUCCCUGCAGAGCUUUACUGCCUGAACUGAGAAAAGCUUCCAUCCAGCUGGCUGGACAGAUGAAGUUUGGUACCCUGGACUGUACCAUUCACCACAACCUCUGCUCCAUGUAUAAGAUCCAGGCGUAUCCAACCACCGUCAUCUUUAACGGCUCCUCUGUCCACGAGUACGAGGGACAGCACUCAGCUGACGGCAUCCUGGAGUUCAUACAGGAUCUGGUCAGUCCCUCUGUGGUCACCCUUGAUCCGUCCAGCUUCAAAGACAGAGUCAGAGGACGAGCUGAGGGACAGGUCUGGGCCGUGGACUUCUACGCCCCCUGGUGUGGACCGUGUCAGGCUCUGAUGCCUGAGUGGAGACGCAUGGCCAGGAUGCUGUCGGGUCAGAUCCUGGUGGGUUCUGUGGACUGUCAGAGGUUCCAGUCGUUCUGUCAGAGUCAGGGUGUGAGGGCGUAUCCUGAGGUCAGGCUGUAUCCUAGCAACACACCACGGACUGACCACUACAUGAGUUACAAUGGUUGGCACAGAGACGCUCACUCACUGAGGACAUGGGCUCUGAGUUCUUUACCCUCUGCAGUGGAGGACCUGACUCCAGACUCGUUCAGGUCUCAGGUUCUGUCAGGUCAGGAUCACUGGGUUGUGGACUUCUACGCCCCCUGGUGUGGACCGUGUCAACACUUUGCUCCAGAGUUUGAGGUCCUGUCUCAGAUUGUUAAAGGAGAGAUUCGAGCAGGAAAGGUCGACUGUCAGGCUCAUCAUCAGACCUGUCAAUCAGCUGGAAUCAACGCCUACCCCACUGUCAGGUUCUACCCACACCUGGGGAAGAGGCGGCAUGAACACAGUGGCGAGCACAUCAAUAGCCGCGAUGCUAACGUGAUCGCCGACACCAUGAGGCAGCGGCUGCAGCGGCUGUUGCCACGGUUACACAGCAAAGCAAAGGACGAGCUGUGACAUCACCGCUGUGACAUCACCGCUGUCGUCUGGUUGGUGGAUGGGAUCACGAUCGGUCGCUGUGGUAACAAACAAACAAACAAACACACUCCUUGAUGAAAGUCAGCUGUGACGCAGACGGAUGUUAGCGCUGCUGUGAUGAUGAUGAUGAUGAUGAUGAUGAAUGUUUGUGUUUUCUCGUUUCCAUCGUUUCUAUUUACUCUAUGAAGUAAAACUGUGGGACGCUGCACAUGUUACUGUCACUCACACACACGUGACCCAGUGUUGUAUUUUAUUGUUUUAUGUCGAAACUGUUGGACCUUCAGAAUAAAACUGUAAUACUGUUUCUGUAAUAAAACAGUUUUUCAACAAAAACUCUUUCUUUCAA
Messenger RNA from Solea senegalensis (Senegalese sole), 1362 nucleotides. RefSeq names its product dnaJ homolog subfamily C member 10-like. NCBI's taxonomy places the organism in Eukaryota, Metazoa, Chordata, Actinopteri, Pleuronectiformes, Soleidae. The record is from RefSeq and is a predicted model, not a curated record. The transcript has 10 exons. The annotation marks the transcript as partial.